This is a messenger RNA of Sphenostylis stenocarpa, 183 nucleotides long. The record is from the annotation of a GenBank genome assembly. Lineage: Eukaryota; Viridiplantae; Streptophyta; Magnoliopsida; Fabales; Fabaceae.
AUGGCAAUGGUUGCAGAAAAGAAAGAGAGGAAUGUCUACCCACACGCAUGCAUCAAACCUAGAAGUGUAGGACUAGCAGCUAGACUCGGUUCUCUUCAGAGCAUGUGUGAGACACUUCCUAAUCUACCUAAUCACAUGCUUCGUAACAGAAUAAUACUACGUGGGUUGAGAGUAACGGAUUAA